This is a messenger RNA of Malaclemys terrapin pileata, 8092 nucleotides long. RefSeq names its product muscle associated receptor tyrosine kinase (gene MUSK). The transcript is spliced from 17 exons. The coding region runs from base 37 to 2877 and encodes 946 amino acids. The record is from RefSeq and is a predicted model, not a curated record. Gene Ontology annotation, molecular function: ATP binding; transmembrane receptor protein tyrosine kinase activity; protein binding. Gene Ontology annotation, biological process: multicellular organism development; cell surface receptor protein tyrosine kinase signaling pathway; protein phosphorylation. Gene Ontology annotation, cellular component: signaling receptor complex. NCBI's taxonomy places the organism in Eukaryota, Metazoa, Chordata, Testudines, Emydidae.
UUCCCUAAAGGAGCGUUGUAUGAUUCUGGAUUAACCAUGAAAGACUUAAUGAACAUUCCACUCGUACAUAUCUUCACCCUGGCGGCCUUCAGUUUAGCUGAAAAACUUCCAAAAGCUCCCCUUAUCAACACUCCUCUGGAAACCGUGGACGCAUUAGUAGAAGAGGUUGCUAAAUUCAUGUGCGUAGUGGACUCCUACCCCGAGCCAGAGAUUACCUGGACACGUAACAACAUUCCCAUCAGGCUGUUUGAUACACGAUACAGCAUACAAGAAAAUGGGCAGCUUCUGACUAUUCGCAGCGUAGAGGACAGCGAUGAUGGAGUAUACUGCUGCUCAGCUGACAAUGGAGUUGGAGUGCCUGCAAGAAGCUGUGGGGCUUUACAGGUGAAAAUGAAACCUAAAAUAACUCGUCUUCCUGUAAAUGUAAAAAUAAUAGAAGGAUUAAAGGCUGUUCUUCCUUGCACUACAAUGGGGAAUCCCAAACCUUCUGUCUCUUGGAUCAAGGGAGAAACUGUUCUAAAGGAAAACGCUCGGAUUGCUGUUCUGGAAUCAGGGAGUCUAAGGAUCCAUAAUGUUCAAAGAGAAGAUGCAGGACAUUAUCGCUGUGUAGCAAAGAACAGCCUGGGUACAGCCUACUCGAAACCGGUCACAAUGGAUGUGGAAGUUUUUGCCAGAAUCCUGAAGGCUCCUGAAUCCCACAAUGUCACCUUUGGGUCUGUGGUGACUCUGCGGUGCACGGCAACUGGCAUUCCCGUUCCCACUAUCACGUGGCUUGAAAAUGGAAAAGCUGUUUCUGCAGGAUCUAUAGUCGAAAGUGUGAAAGACAGAGUGAUCGACUCCCGACUGCAAGCGUACGUCACCAGGCCAGGCUUGUUCACGUGCAUUGCCACCAACAAACACAGCAAAACCUUUGGCACUGCAAAAGCUGCAGCGACUAUCACUGUGUCAGAAUGGAGCAAACUGUACAAGGGUGAUACAGGCUACUGCAGCACGUACAGAGGUGAGGUGUGUAGUGCUAUCUUGGUGAAGGAUGCUCUUGUUUUCUUCAACUCCUCCUAUGCUGACCCAGAGGAGACCCAAGAGCUGCUUGUUCACACUGCCUGGACUGAACUGAAAACGGUGAGUUCAUUCUGCCACCCGGCUGCUGAGUCUCUGCUGUGUAACUACAUCUUCCAGGAGUGCAAUCCCUCAGGAGUUGGACCGGCUCCAAAGCCCGUGUGCAGAGAGCAUUGCCUUGCGGUAAAGGAUCUCUACUGCUUUAAGGAAUGGCUCUCAAUGGAGGAGAACUCCCAGAAAGGGAUUUACAAACCAGGAUUAAUGCUGCUCGCUCUACCUGAAUGCAACAGACUUCCCAGCCUGCACCAGGACCCCAAGGCCUGCAUCAGGAUUCCAUAUUUCGAUUUUGAGACAGAAAAUACAACCACAACUUGCUACAAAGGCAAUGGCAGGUUCUACCAGGGUUCUGUCAAUGUCACCACCUCAGGCAUUCCUUGCCAGAAGUGGAGUGAACAGGUACCCCAUUUGCACAGAAGGACCCCUCAGGUUUUCCCAGAGCUGUCAAACGCAGAGAACUCUUGCCGUAAUCCAGGAGGGGAAAACGAACGUCCCUGGUGUUACACAAAGGACCAUUCUGUAAAUUGGGAAUACUGCAGUGUGCCUCUUUGUGGAGAGGUGUCCAUACCAGGAACAAAAAAUCCAAGUGUAGAGACUCCCAAUCUCCCUUCUUCUUUCUCCCCUACCUACUCCAUGACUGUCAUCAUUUCCAUCAUCUCCAGCUUUGCAUUGAUAGUGAUUCUCAUUAUCAUUGCUCUUGUUUGCUGCCGAAGGCGAAAACAAUGGAAAAACAAAAAGAGGGAGUCACAAGCACCAGCGCUAACCACUCUUCCAUCAGAGCUCCUACUGGACAGACUUCAUCCUAACCCCAUGUAUCAGCGCAUACCCCUUCUCCUGAAUCCUAAAUUACUCACCCUGGAAUAUCCAAGAAACAAUAUUGAAUACGUGAGAGAUAUUGGAGAAGGAGCGUUUGGAAGGGUCUUUCAAGCAAGGGCUCCUGGAUUGCUUCCUUCUGAGCCAUUCACAAUGGUGGCAGUGAAAAUGCUAAAGGAAGAAGCUUCAGCAGACAUGCAGGCUGAUUUCCAGAGGGAGGCGGCUCUCAUGGCAGAAUUUGAUCACCCAAAUAUCGUCAAACUGUUAGGGGUGUGUGCUGUUGGGAAACCCAUGUGUCUGCUGUUUGAAUACAUGGCUUACGGGGAUCUCAAUGAGUACCUGCGCACUCGCUCACCGCACAACCUCUGCAGCCUGAGCCACAGUAACCUUGACGCCAGAAUCAGGCUCUCCAAUCCCAACCCCCUCGCUUUGUGCUGCACCAAUCAGCUCGGCAUUGCCAAGCAGGUGGCUGCGGGCAUGGCGUACCUCUCAGAGCGCAAGUUUGUGCAUCGGGAUUUGGCCACCAGGAAUUGUUUGGUGGGCGAGAACAGGGUGGUAAAAAUCGCCGACUUUGGCCUCUCCAGGAAUAUCUAUUCAGCAGACUAUUACAAAGCCAAUGAAAACGAUGCCAUUCCCAUACGCUGGAUGCCCCCCGAAUCCAUAUUCUACAACCGCUACACCACCGAGUCCGACGUGUGGGCCUACGGCGUGGUCCUGUGGGAGAUUUUCUCCUAUGGCAUGCAACCCUAUUAUGGGAUGGCUCACGAGGAGGUGAUUUACUACGUGAGAGAUGGUAACGUCCUCUCUUGCCCCGACGACUGCCCUUUGGAGCUCUACAACCUGAUGCGCCUUUGCUGGAGCAAGCUGCCUUCUGACAGGCCCAGUUUCGCCAGCAUCCAUCGCAUCCUGGAGCGUAUAUACGAGAGGGCAGUGGCUGCUAUCCAUGUCUGAGGUGCGUACUGCAGCAUGACGUUUCAUCCUCAUCCCAUGCCGCUGGCCCACUCCUCAGUCACAACUUCCCAGCUGAACCCAAGGGGAGUUUUCUGAGUGAGGGCUGCAGGGUCGAGACCAGUAUGUUUAAUCUGCUAAGCCGAAAAGGUAAAGGGGAGAGACUGUACAUGCCAGAUGGGACUUUGGGAGUGGUGGCCACAUUAGAGGAGGCCAGUUUUGCUGAGAACAGAAGCAUCUUGUUCAUCAAUCAAGGGGCAAGUUCUCAUUUUGUCUUUAUAAACAGGAUUUAGCUUCUGAACUAGUGAACUAAUUUGCAGUAGAGUCAAGGCCUAGACUCCCUUGAAAACCAGUGAGUCCAGUCCUUAAUACUGCAAAUUAGUUCAAUAGUUACCAUUUAUGAUUUCUAAGGAACAAACAAAAUACUCCCCUCAAAGCAAAACUUUCUGUUAACUUUAAUUUCCCUGCCUUCCCCUUCUCUCGUGUUUAGCUUUUCCCUCUUUUCCUCUUCCCUUUUUGCUUUCAAAUCUCAUUUUUUUAAAUCUCCCUUUUUUUUGGUUUCCUUUAAAUUUUUUUGUACAUAUUCACCCCCUUUUAAAAAAAAUCAUUUAUCCCAUUUGUUUUUUCUCUUUAAUUUCCUUCUCUCUCUCACACUCUAAGAUUUGCCGCACAAGAUCAGACCAUUAGCCUGUCACAUCCUGCACCGAGCAAUGGCCAAUGCAUGAUGCUACACAGGAAGGUAAACUCCCAUAAUGGGCACUGACCGCUGCCACUGAAGUCAAUGAGAGUUUGCCUGAGUAAAGCUGAACAUAAAAAGUGAGGGCCAGAUUGGGCCUGCUGCUCCAUGGAUGUGUGAGGCAGGGUGAGGAAGGGUAUAAAUCUCUGCGCCUGCACAGCAGAACACCACUGCAGUUCCUGGAGCACAGGGACUGCUCUCCCCUUCCCCCCGUACCUCUUAGAUAUGAAACCGCUCAAGACAAGGUAGGGUCCCUCCCCUACCACUAUGCACUGGCUGUGGGAGCAGGCCAGACACAGAGAGUAGGCUGCCUCCCCUGAAGGGAUCCAGCAGUGGGAGCACUCCUCCUGCGUGUGGGUUGCUUUGGGAAGAGUGCUGCAUCUCCAAGGUGGAAUUCCUCUGUGUGUUCCAGGUAGGGCAAAAUGGGUCUACGUAGCCUCCAACAAAGGGCUCAUAAAGGACUCAUAGGCUCAAGUGAGCCCUCAGUAAGGACUUUAGUAUUUGGCCCUUCAAAAUUUUGCCUCACAUAAAAUUUAUCCAAUGAUGAACACUUGAACUGAGGAACAAAAUGAACCCUUUAGCAGACUGAGCUAUCUCAGCAAAGGAAAGCGUUUAAAAAUGAACUUCCAAGUUGUUUCAUUGUAUUGUCUGCCAAGGGCAAUUUGAACGAUAGCUCAAACAGAACAAUAGUUAGACUCGGGAGUGGAGGAUGGAAAUUUUCUAUUCACUCUUUGUCCCAGUGGGCCCUGUUAAGCCCUUAUGAAAUACUCUUCAGUUUUGUUAUGUGCACAAGUAAUGCUGAAAUAUUAUUCUGAUGAUGUUACAAUCUUUGUCAAUGCAUACUGGAUGGUUGUAGAAUUAGUGUUAACCUUGGAGUUAUAAACUCAUCCUGAGUCACACUUUUAUACACUUCAAUAGGAGCUCAUGAGUUCUACAUGCAGAAAAAGUGCAGGAUUAGGUUCUAAACCUGUUCCCAGUAAGAUAUUUCCUAAUUUUACACUCAGAUUAAAAACUGUACUUAUACACUAGAGGUGCUCACCUUACGUUUUUAAAUGCCUUGGAUCAAAAAUGAUGGUGUUCGAAUCUAAUCUCCAAGAAUGGGGGGAGGGGGUGGGAGGAUUUUCACAAGCACUAAGUUUUUUGCCUGAUUCUGCUCCUGUUGACGUCAAUGGUGCAAUUCUCAUUGAUCACAAUGACAGAAGUUAGGCAAAUGCUGAGCGCUUGUGGAAAAAACGUAACACCCCAGAUUCAUAGGCCUUGUGCAUAGAGGUGAAUUUCACCCUUAGUGGAAGCAGCUAUAGAGCAAGAGUGUCAUCCUGUGGAGAGGGAUACAUUCAAUUUUAAAUUAUGGUUCAAGGGCUGGGGUGUAAGUUUAGGCCUAAAUACUCUCCUCAAUCUGCAGCACAACUUCCACCGACUUCUUAGAUUGCACCAAGAUCAAGGGUAAUAUGUGGCAAUGUAGUAACUAAACCCUUACUUAUCAUUCAUUACUGGUUCAGAGUCUUCUUGUCACAUCCAGCAUCACUCUGUAAGAAAAUACCCUCUCCUUUAGCAAUGCCACUGUUUCCUCUUAUUUUCUCAUCCCCGACUGUUUUCUCUCCCUCUUCCCAGUCUAUAUGUCGUCUCUAUUUUUCCUUCUCUGCUGCAGAUCCCAGUUCCCAUAUGUAGGCUUCAUUCCCAACCCUUUUGACAUUCCUUGUGCUAAAAUUAUCAGCAAGGAAAUAGUUAGUGCUGAUAUACAGAGUGUCACUAGGAGACAAUAGAUGAAUUGGGGUGCCAGGGAGUUCACACCUUUGGCAGCUAUUGUUUCAGGCUGUCUGCACACUCAGGAAGACAACACUGCAUCAGUUAUUUGCAGUUCAGAUCCGGCCUGCAGACAUCUCUGACCUAGGCUAUGGCUACACUAGAGAGUUUACAGCAGUUUCAGCUCUGCUUCAUGACGUAGUCACAUGUUUUCUUACAUAACUAAGAUUCAAAACAUUUUGGUUACAGCCACAAGAGCAUGGCUUAGUGUUUAUAAACCACGGCUGCUUAUUUCACCCAACCUAGGAGUUCGCCAUUACCAGAAACAGUGCAAAGAAAUAAGCUGCUUCCUCUGGCCAUAGUAGGGAGCUGCAGUCCCUGCUAUGGGAUGUUGUGAUAAGAGUGCGAGGGCACAUGUAAAUUGUACAGUUACCAACACUGCAGUGUGUAUGCCCAGAAGUCUCACAGCCACCCUGUUGACCGAGAACUGCUUACAUAGGUCAGGACACUGAUAUAAUAUCAAGAACCGCUGCUCCAGUAGAAGAACGAUCUCUGCUACUUACAUGGUCUUCAUUACUGUAGUAUUUGAGGCUAGAGAAGUGCUAUAAUCCUAUUUUAUAGUAGAGUAACUGAGGCGCAGACUCCACAAAGAGAUUAAGUGACUUGCUCCAAGUUACACAGGAUGUCUGCUGCAGAGCAGGGACUAGUGCCGAGGUCUGCCGAGACCCAGGCUGGUACCCCGCCCGCUGGACCAUCCUUCCUGCUUUAAAAAGGAAGGACAGUCUUGUGGUGAAGGCACUGGACAGGGACUCAGGUAAUCUAAUUUCAGUCCCUGGCUCUGUCAUACACUUCCUGCGUGACAGUCAGUAUCCUCUCUUCUAAGUAAAUACCUCUGUGAAACAAGCACCUCUAUCUCUCCCAGGUACCACUCCUCCCUAAAGGUCUCAAGAGCGGAUUUAGAUUUACAGAGCGGCUGUACUCUAAACAAAUAAAUACAUUUAAAAUUUGAGAGAUUGAACCUGCAUUUUCUCUUUCUAUGAUUCCAGUGCUGGCUUCAGCUGAUCACCCCUCCUCCUUUCCCCUCACCUGGCAUAGGAAGUCCUGAAACCCGACUGCUGUUUCCAUGUGGCUUUCAUGAUAUUUCCAGCCCGCCCAGUUAAAAGCUCAUAAUCUCACAUGCUAUAAUCUUUCCUCACUCCGCAACUGAAAAAGCGGAUUCUCGUUGGAAUACUACCCCUUCUUGUUGCACUUUCCCGACCAAGUCCUUCGCUCAGUGACACCGUUUCAGCCCCAUUAAGGUCAAUAGGGAUGUACUGGUGCAAACAAGAGGAGAAUUUGGUUGUCCUUGUCCAGCAUUCCAGCCUUUGCAAUAUAAGAGUGAACCUGAAAUCUAUGGUAGUUAGCAAUUGUUCUUUUAAAUGCAACAAAGAAUGUUUCCACCCUUUUGUUAGGAAAAGAUUUUUUUUUCCCCCUCCCAUGCAAAAACUUCCCAUGAUAUGGGUAGAACUCACCCUUGUGUUGAGGCCCACUAGCACCUAGGUUAUUUAAAUGAUUCCCUAUUUUGGGGAUGUAAGUGGUGCACAGACCUAGUGCUGGUGCCGUGCAUGUGAGUGAAUUUUAUCCUGAGGAUUCCCGCCUGUUGUAUAUUUUUCAGCUUGCUGUACAGAAAUUGCAUUAUUUCAGUUUUUUUCCUUUGUUUGAGAUUUCAGCUUUGUUACCGUAAGUUUGCUACUAAGAGGAAUAUACAGUUUUCUGUUAACAAUUUACUUAUUAAACUCAAAUUGUUUUUAAUGUGGGUUGAAGGGGGAGUGGUCUCUUGUUUAAAACAAAUUGAAAGCAAUUUUUUUUGUUUUGCUGUUUCUUGUUUGGAUUUAAGUGUUCACGAAGAGGAUAGUACAAUUUCAAGUAGAUUUGAUUUCACAUCAUGUUUGACAAAAGCAUUCAUAGCAUAUAUGAAGCUUUACCACGGAGGACAUAUAGUGUGAAGUGACAAACCAGAAAAUCUAAGGGAUACAGAAAUCCACCUAUUCAUAUUUUUAUAGAUUUAAAAACAAAUUUAAAUACAUUUUGCAUGCUUGGUUUCAUCCUUUUUAAUGGUCUUUUGUCAGCAACAUGAUGCAAUCUUGGCCAAGAAGAAGUGCUCAGACAUAUCAUGGACUAAACCUGAUAGAAAGAAUCUGAUUUAGAUUAACCAAACAGGCUAUAGACACAUAUUCUGGUUUUAUAAUCUCCUGUAAUUAUCUGAUAUGCAUUUCAUGAAUGAUGCUUCUGAAUGACAUCCCAAGCAGCAAUGUAUAUUUCACAGCAAAUUUUGCACACUGGUACAGCCUGUGUAAUUCUGGUGUGUAGUAUUUUAUAAAAUAAAGGUAUAUCAUGGGGAAAAAAAUGGGGUACUCUUUUUAUCCACCCGGCCUCCUAAAUUCAUGGCUUCGGAGUUUUGAUACUGGGUAAGUUAUUGAAAUAGGAUCUAUUUCAUGUCAGAACAGAGGGUUUAUUACAGCUUUAUUUUCAUUAUGUUUAUAUUAUAACUAUAGUUCAAUGUUAAUGGAGGGCACUAAUUAUGGAUCUAACGACCUAUAUCCAGAGCACAUAGGUACUACCUGAAAUAAAGGUUGCACUUUAUAUUGAGGGUACAUUUUUGUUUCUAAUACCUUAUUUUGUAAUCCUUUCCAAAAUGUAGGACUAAGUAAACAAACAUUGUAUCAGCCUCUAACAGCCAGAAUAAAUCAACAAAAAAUG